UGUCCCUGGGUUGUCAAGAUGUUGCAAGAUAUAUAAUAUCCUAUUAUUUUUUAUUCCUUCUACAAGAUAUCUAUUUGUCACUUCCUAAUGAAAAAUCACAUUGUCAGUAUUACCAAACAUAGCUAGUACAGUUAGUUAUACUAUAUAUUGUUUGCAAAAUAGACUGACAGAAGUAGCACCAUUCUUGUUCCUGUAGAUUGCACAAUAAAGGUUUUCUAAUGGUACAAUGAUAAUUUCUCAUCUUGUGUUUGAUUGUUAACCCUCCUAUAUAAAAUCUGUUUCAUUUUCUGUUUAUUUGACCCACAGCUCAGACCCUGAUCUCCCAUCUUCUCUGGAUCUUGCAUGAUGACUUGUAUACCUGCAUGCAGUUGGCCCCAUUCACUCUGCCAUAGAUGAGAGCCAGAUAUAUGUUCCAGCUGGGAUGGAAGUUUUACGAUGCAGAUGAUUACCAUCCAGUGCAAAAUAAAGAAAAAAUGGCCAGUGGAGUUCCAUUAAAUGACCAGGAUAGGAUCCCAUGGUUGUGUGCCUUACACAGACUAAUAUGGGAAGACUCUUGUGGACAUGGUGUAAUCCUUGCAUGUUCAUCUUUGAGAAAAUUAUAUAGAGACAUCUUAGUAUAUGGACAGGAUGCUUCAGUUCCCAAGUCUGAUCGUGAGGAGGUUAAAAAAGAGUUUCAGCCAGACAAGGUCCUUUUUGUACAUCUACAAGGAACUAUGAAAGUUAUCUCUGAAAGAAUGCAGAAACGAAGUGAUCAUUUUAUGCCAUCAGCAUUACUGCAAUCUCAGUUUGACACACUAGAGCCACCAGCAGAAACUGAACAUUUUAUGUCUGUCAGCAUUGAGAAAAGUGUUCCAGAAAUUGUUUUAGAAAUUGAGAAAAACCUGCUCUUGCAAUUAUGAAAACAAAUACUUCAUGUUGUUUUAAAAGAUUCAUGGGAUCUAUUAAAAAGUGUGAAUAGAAAGAUUAAUUUUUAUUACUAUAGAUAUUAUAGAUUCAUUUUUUUCUAUACCCCGUGAAGAGGGACUGCUUUGGUUUGAGGAAGCUUCGAGUGGCUUUGACACAUUAUGUUUUAAUGAGUUCAGUAUUUGUUUGGUUUUAAUGGUUUUAGUACUUAAAAAAAUAACUUUAUUUUUUUUCCAAAGGUGAAUUUUUUUCAAUAACGUAGGGUUGUUGCUAUGGGAGCUAACUGUGCUUCCAUGUACGCUAAUAUAAUUUUGUCACAUUGGGAGCAAAAAUAUAUAUUUAAUUCGGAUUACAGAGGGUGAUGGAACCUUUAUAGAUGUUUUUUGGAUGACAUCUGCAUAUUUUGGACAGACACCGAGGAGAAGUUUCAUGAGUUUUUUGAUUACAUGUCCAGUUAUUUGUCUAAUAAACUGUUUGGACUCUCUUGGCUGUCCCUCCAAGUGUGCUUAUUCUGUGGUUUACUGGUCGUGUAUCUUGGGCACACUAUCCACUUUACUUUUGGUUUUCUGGUAUUUAUGAAAACUACCCCUAUACAUAUUUUCCCAUGUUAAGGAACAGAUAUAGGUAAGGAAUAUCUUAUCUGUUUGAAUUUGUGGCUCUUCACAAUGAAAGAAAAUAAGCAAAACCAGACCAUCAACUUAAAUUAUAAAAUGAAAGACAAUAUAAUUUUUUAUUUUUAUGUAAUACAGUUUAUAUCUUGGUAACUCUCUAUCUUAGAUAAACAUUAAGUAAAAGAAAAUGUGUCUUUCAAAUAAAAGUAUGGGUAGUAAAAAGUUAUUUUUCCCUGGCUUGUAAUCCGAGAAUAUAGAGCUGCAAACCUGACAGCAUACCUCUCAACCUCUCGAUGCAAGAACUCUCUGGACAAAGCCAAAUAUAAUGGGGGCCAAAGGUCCAAAAAUAAGGACAGAUUUUAAAUAUUGCUUAUACAAGCUUAGAAAGUUGAUAAAAUAACAGUUUAUGCAUUAGCGUUCAUUUUAUGAAAGACAUGAAGUCCGAAACUCGAACUUCUGUUGUUUGCCAGCAAGCCACAAAUUUUAUUGAGAAACCAUCCAAAAAAUAUGAGGUAAAAAUCUGGGCAUUCUGCAAACUCUGGACACCUGAGAGGUAUGCCUGGCAGUAGUGUACAGAAGGCAUCACUAUUUAGGAUUUUGCAGCACUUUAAGCUUGUGCCAUUGCUUCAGAUUACAUGUUAUGCUAGCUUCCUUAGUCAUUCCACUUAUCUCUGAGAUCUUCUGGAACAGUUAUUGGUAUUUUUGUGUCAGGGUAUAUUUUCUCUUUUGCUGUUGAGUUUAACCAUUUUCUUUAUUAAACUGUUAAUACUU
Molecule: messenger RNA, 2285 nt
Organism: Protopterus annectens (West African lungfish)
Lineage: Eukaryota; Metazoa; Chordata; Ceratodontiformes; Protopteridae
Gene: IDNK
Product: IDNK gluconokinase
Exons: 4
Coding region: 393-899 (168 amino acids)
Cellular component (GO): cytoplasm
Molecular function (GO): gluconokinase activity
Source: RefSeq, a predicted model, not a curated record